Molecule: messenger RNA, 4659 nt
Organism: Oreochromis aureus
Lineage: Eukaryota; Metazoa; Chordata; Actinopteri; Cichliformes; Cichlidae
Product: PDZ domain-containing RING finger protein 4-like
Exons: 9
Coding region: 490-3198 (902 amino acids)
Molecular function (GO): protein binding
Source: RefSeq, a predicted model, not a curated record
UUGAGCGACCUCUGCUGGAAAAGGUUAGUAACACAUGAAAUCACAUUACAAUUAAGAGAAGUUGCACAAAACCGAGUGAAAAUGCGCAAAAUAAAAUACCAACAUGCUGAUGUAGCCUUAAAUGAGGCUCACUUAUAUAUGACAGGAUAAGGAAUUGACACGGACAUUUUUCACGGAUAAUCAAAUAAGAUUAAAUAACUAUUGCACAUCAUACAUAACUGGUAUUAAAUUCAUUCUCUCCGUGAAGAGAAAAAGUUACAGAGAUAUCGACCCUGUCCAGAAACAUCAGCAGGAAGUCAGGAGGCUGAAGUUUGCUGUUCACAUUUGUCAUGUGCUGAAAAAAAGUGGCGCAACCCAUCAGCUCAGCGAGAGCAACCCAGAUCGCUCAAACUUUUCAGUGCGCGCACGCCUUCAUGUGUCCAGACUUGUAAAUUUGAAUAACUUCGUCCGAACUCGUUGUUCCGCGUACAAAAGUUGCCCUGGCAAACUAUGUGCGCUGAUUGCCCGAGCGCUGGUGUGGAGAAGGACCCAGAGAGCCAAGUUUUAACCCCAGGCGGGAUGGAGUCGCAAACAAAGCCACAUCGCGGUGAAGGUGUUUGUCAGAGAGGAUGCGGUCUCCUGCUGUCCGGUCUGGACGUAAGUAAAGGGGAGCACUGCUGUGUGGAGGCGCUCCGCACUGUCGCCGAUGCUUUGGAGGAGAGAAGCGUAACUUUGGAACACGAAGCCUGGAUAGCGAGGCUCAGGUGGAACAGGAGGGAGCAGUGCCUUUUAGCCCAGGUGUCAACUCUGCAGAACCAGGCUCAACUCGACGCACUCAAGUAUCAAAGGAGGCUUAACCAGUACUUGGUGCACAUCCGCAGUAUUGCAGAACAGUUAGCUGGUUACUGCAAGAGUGACUCCAGCCUAGCUGCUGACAUGGAGAGCAAGGUAUCAGAUAAUGAGGAAAUGGCACAGGGUCAAACCAAAGCACACCAGGUGAAUGGAAAAGAGUUGUCCAAGUCCAGCCAUGAAGAGACUGUGGAAGCCUUUCGCCCUGCCAAGGACCCCGUCGUGGUGCAGGUCAUCCGGCGGACCCCCAGCGGGCGCCCCCAUGGCCCCCCUCAGGAAAUCCAUGUGGUGGAUGUGUGCACUCAGACUGACAUCACCUUUGAACACAUCAUGGCGCUGGCAAAACUCCGGCCUUCAACCCCUCCUGUGCCUGACGUCUGUCCCUUCCUGCUCUCUGACAGCUGUCAUUCCCUUCAUACAAUGGACCAGGAUUACUACGAAGGGACUGACUACCUCUCCCCUGUACCAGCUGAUGGAGACAGGACAGAGGAGUUUGAGUAUGAGGAAGUAGAACUGUGUCGACUCAACAGCCAAGAGAAGUUGGGCCUAACUCUGUGCUACAGGACAGAUGAAGAAGAAGAUGUGGCCAUCUAUGUUAGCGAGAUAAGUCCAAACAGCAUCGCUGCCAGAGAUGGACGAAUCCGGGAGGGGGAUCGCAUUUUACAGAUUAAUGGCCAGGAUGUACAGGACAGGGAGGAAGCCAUGGCUGCGCUCUCCAGUGACGAGUGUAGGAACAUCAUACUGCUGGUUGCCAGACCUGAGAUGCAGCUGGAAGAAGCCUGGCUGGAUGAUGAGCAUAGCGAGUUCCUGGAGCAGCUGAAGAUGGAAAUGUUGGAGGAGCAGCAAAGAGAGGAAAUGGAAUUAGCUGCCUUACAAGAGGAACAGGAGAAUGAACAGAGAACAGAGGAUGAUAAGCCCACUUGUUCCACACUCCCUCAUCAUAAGGACAAUGUACUGAGCAUAAAGGACAGGAUGGGGAACUCGCAGCAUAAUGUCAUGGCACAUAUCCAGAAACGUCUGUCCCAGUGCCUGAAAGACAGUCGGGACACGCACUCUACCACCAGCUCCAUGCGGCUAGAGGAGAAAGCGGACGAGGAUGAUGAUGAAACAGAAGGUGAUCGCUUCCAGCAACUCUUGGAACUGAAGUGUCAAAUACGCAACAGCGGCGAGUACGACCUGUUCUACAGCCGCCGGAGCACUAUUGAGUGCAGCAUGGGGGAGCAGGCGGGGGUACAGCAUGAGCUGCGUAUGCUUAAUGAGGAACUGCGCAGCAUCGAGCUGGAAUGUCAGAACAUCAUGCAGGCCCAUAAACUUCGUAAGGGUCAGCAGUCUCCCUCAGUGGGCCAUUCUACGCCCUCCACCAAAAUCCAAAGCUUUCACCGCGGUGAGCCCUCAAAGGGUAAGCUGGCCGACAUUAACGAGAGGCUAGAGAAAUCGGACAAGGACAGCUCCAGUGCCUACAACACAGCAGAGAGUUCACGCAGCACCCCUCUGGCAAUGGACCGCUCCCCGGAGCACUCACUCCAGAGGAUGGUUAGUCUUACAAACCAGAGGAACCUCUGCAGCGGCCUCGCUGCUGGUCAUUCUCUUAGCCUGAGCCCCAUCCCAGCGUGCCGCGCUCCAGUCCUGGGUAAGAGCAGCAGCCCUGACCACAGCAAUCCUUCUGAGUCGGACCAAACACCUCAGGCUGAGGAAGAGAGCAGAGGGAAACUAAACCAAUGCGCUUCCCGAAAUCCAUACUUCUCACCUUCUCACAGUUCCCAGCAGAGGCAGACCAACAUCCCAGCUCACGCCCGCCACUACCAGAGCUACAUGCAGCUGAUACAACAGCGCUCAGCUGUAGAGUACGCUCAGAGCCAGCUCAGUCUACUUAGCGUCUGUAAAGAGCCUCAGAGGCCCAUUACAGAGCCCAAGAUGGAGUGGAAGGUCAAGAUCCGUAGUGACGGUACCCGCUACAUCACCAAGAGGCCUGUGAGAGACAAGAUCCUGAAGGAGCGAGCCCUGAAGAUUAAAGAGGAACGCAGCGGGGGAAUGACGACAGAUGACGACGCAAUGAGUGAAAUGAAGAUGGGGAGGUACUGGAGUAAAGAGGAAAGAAAGCAGCACCUCGUCAGAGCGAAAGAACAGCGGAAGAGGCGAGAGUUCAUGCAGCGCAGUCGGCUGGAGAGCUUGAGGGAGAACCCUCAGAGCAGCAGCGAGGGUCGAAAGGAAGUCAGCAUCAUAGAGCUCAGCCACAAGAAGAUGAUGAAGAAACGCAACAAGAAGAUCUUGGACAACUGGAUGACAAUCCAGGAGCUGAUGACUCAUGGUACCAAGGCCCCAGAGGGAGCUAAGGUACACAAUGCCUUCCUUUCAGUCACUACUGUAUAAAAAAACAAACAAACACACACAUUCUACCCCAUGUGGUACGACAUACUUGCCUCGUUAAAUGUGGCAUUUUUACAUGGACAAUAGGAAUAUUUUUCACACUUUGUAACCCAAAAAAAGCAUUUUGUAAAGAAUUUAUCAGCGGCAUCAUGACAUUUUGAUGUUUUUCCAAGAUUGUUUUUUUCACAUCACUCUGUGGGAAAAAGCAUUUUUUCUAUGAUACAAUGACGAUACAAUUAUUUUGUUACUUUACGCGAAACAUGUUUAUCUUUUCAAUUCUAUUUUCAUAUUUAAGUUGUAACCACUUAACUCAAGACAGUUCUAAGAGACUUUUUUUUCUUUUAUGUAAUAUGCACACUUACCAAUGGAGGAUCAGCUGGUCAUUUGCUUUUUACUUUUUUAAAUAAAUACAAACUAACGUAUACGUAUGCAGUCUUUGUCUCCUAUUCAGAGCAAGGGAGACGUGGACAUAGUUACUCCUCAUUGUCCUGAAUUUUAAAGACAAUUCCCAUGGAAACGAGGAGGUGGGAGGGGUUAAAGAUUUGGCGCUGCACGUUGAAUUAAAUUGUUUUUAGCAAUUUGUAAAACCAUCUUUAAAAAAGUUGGAUACCUCAUUUUACAGCAAAGCUCGUGUUCUUUCUGUAACCUCAACAACAAAGCUACAAAUUGGGAACAAAGCAAAGCUGCUGCACUAACAGUUUAGUGGACAGUUUUGGACACAGAAUCAAAUGUCUUAAAACUUUUAAAUACUUUUGAUUUAUUAGUAAAGAUUACAUUUAAAAAAAAUGUCCUGACAUGCUUUGUUUGUCUGGUUUGGCAGCUUUGGAUAAAAUUUUUGUAUUCAGUUUUAUUUUGUGUUUUUUUUUCUACAUAUAUGACAACAGAUGAACCUUCCCAUAGCUUUUACAUAUCAGUACUUUUUACUCUCCCACAUACACCUUAACUCAGCAUAGCCUUAACAACCAGACAUGAAUCAACAGCGAUCAAGUUGCCAGUUGUGUGGCGACUUGAUUUCAAACACAAAACUGUCUGUGUAUCUUUGCAACAGAGAUAUUUUGUUCAGACUUAUUCAUACAUUGUAUGAUUUGAGUUUUUGACAAUUGGAAACAUUCAUAUAUAUUGUAUAAUAGUUCUGAUUCAUAUUUGCAGUUACAUCAAAGUGGUGUUAGGAUGAUUGCCACUGAGCAGGACUCAGAACACAGCAUUUUAGAACUGGUGAGAUAAACGGGUUGCCAUUUAUCAAAAGUCUUAUAGUCCAGUUUCAUGUAUAGUAAACUCCAUCCAAAUAAAUACUUUUUAAGUGAAGUAUUGUAAAUUUGAAAUUUUUGAAAACCAAGUCCUGUAACGUUUUAAGUCGAUGUCUGAUGGUCUGAAGUAAAGCGUAGGUGGAACAUUUGUAGCCAGGUAAAAUGUGUUAUAAUGGUGAUCUUUGCAAAAGAAAUGAUAAUAAAUUAUUGGGUUUUU